CAUCCUCGCAUUUGUGCUUGUCUUCCCUUUCAACCCUGUGACAUGUUAUUUUCUUUUACAACAACGGUUUGAAAUUCGGUGCAGUCAGACCUUUUGCGUUGAUAGAAUUCACAAGAGCUUUCAUUCAGAUUAAGUGCAGCCCUCCACUUCUUAAAUCGCUGUUUUGACAGUUUGUGGAGUUGACAUCAGUUAAGGAACUCAAUUCAACUGAAGUCACCCGAUUCUGUCAAGCCACUCUCAGAGUGCUGAAGUUGACUCUUUUGCAGGUUUUGUUCAUAUCUCAUAUUGAGGAGAAGCAAUGGAGGGUCAUAUCUUUGAGUAUCACAAAGAGGAGGACACUGUGGACAUUGAAGCAUUCCAGGGAGAGAAGAGGAGACUCAUUCAGCCAACGUCUUUAAAAGACCCCAAACUUGAAAGGCUAAAGGAGGCAUUGGUUGAUUGGAUCAAUAGGACUUUGAAAAUGGAGCACAUAGUGGUCCAGAGUCUGGAAGAAGAUCUGUACGAUGGACUAGUGCUUCAUCAUCUGCUGUCCCAGUUAGCCGGUGUGCAUUUGCCCGUGGAGGAGAUGGCGCUAACCAGGACCGCUCAGCUCCACAAGCUGGAAGUGAUCCUGGAGGAGUUAGACAAGAGGCUUGGUCUGCAGGACAGCUGCCAGAUCAAAUGGAACAUCAAACUCAUCCACAACAAAGACCUUCUGGCCACUAUUCAUCUGCUGGUUGCCAUGGUGAGAUGUUUCCAGCCUGACCUGGAUUUGCCACCAAAUGUGAAGGUUGAUGUUGUGGCGGUGGAAGUCAGCAGUGGUGGAAUCAAAUCACAUGUACAGAUUGAGGUCCUAACAGAGGAUAGCAACACAGGCUCAGACUUCCUCAGCAAUUCUGAAAGGGAGGAUCCCAUUGAGCAACUGCUGAAGCUGGAGGCUCACAAGGUCAACACGGUGAAAAAGGCCAUUUUACACUUUGUCAACCAGAAUAUGUCAAGUAUGGGUCUGCAGGUGGCUGAUAUGGACAAACAGUUUGCGGAUGGUGUGAUUCUGCUGUUGCUGAUUGGACAGUUGGAAGGCUUCUUCAUCCCACUCUACGACUUCAACCUGACCCCUGUCAAUCAAUCUGAGAUGCUUCACAAUGUGACCUUGGCCUUGGACGUCCUGAAUGAUAUUGGCCUGCAAAUGUCCAGUGUUAACCCACAAGAUAUUGUCUCCCAGGACGUCACUGCCACCUUGAAGGUCCUGUACGCCCUGUUCAACAAGUACAAAGAGAAAUGAGACUGGACACACACAUGAAGAGGAAUUCAGCAACUGGAAACACAAACAAAGCUGAAGAAAUACUGUAAAUCUAAUUAUUUAAAGGAUGAAGUAGAUUAUUUGUAGAUAUUUUUUUGAUGUUCUCAGGCUAAUUUGAAAUAAGUGCAAGAAGCUUAAGUAGCUUUAAGAACUCAAUCAUGAUCAAAGUAGCAGUGUCUAAGGGCCCGGUAAGACCAGCAUUUAUGACAGCAACAUUUUGGAGCAAAAUCAGUUAAUUUCAGUUAAUCGGCACGUUUUUUUUCCUCAUAGAGCUUAACUUUUGAAGGACUUUGACACGUGAAUUUGCACUGCUGACCAACAGCAAACCGUCUUGACGGUGCUGACCUUUCUGGGUAUAUGGAGCCAAAGAGUCCAAAACAGAGAAAGUCAAAGGUACAAAUAAGACUCUUAAAUAAACCCUAUUAACUUAUCGUCUAGUUUGUGAAUGAGCUAUUUUGGCCGGUCAGUAUGUCACCGGCUGGUAGGCAUGUUAGCGGGUAGCUCACCAACUAGACCUGCAACAGGUCACUAUGUCACCGAGCCUUCAGCAUCACCUAUUUAGUGAGGAGAGGUGGAUACGAGUCUAGCUAUCAACCGAACAAAGUGGGCAACUGCCCCAAGGGCCCAGGGACCCCAAAAGCAUCAGGUUUGUUGUAUGUCAGUAGGUUUUAUACAAUUUGAUUCAUUGCAAAAUUGUCAAGGAAAUUUGCACAACUUAAGUGCAAAAUCAACUGAGAUAAGCUCUACAUUAUUGCCUAUUCUUGUGGAUUUGUCUCUUGGCCCUAACUCGUACAGGGUCCCUGUUUCAAAAAUCUAGUAUUAGGACUUUAUUUUAGCUCAUAUUGUGCUCACGGUGCAUUCAUAAAUAAAUCUGUCUUUUGCUGUGCCCCCUUCUGCGCUGAUAGAGCACUAAGUACUGUAUGCCUUCAUAGCCUUCUUAAAUCUUGUUGACAGUGUAAGGACAAUAAAGUGUUAAAGCAUAUCUAUAUCCGAACUUUUUUUAAACAUAUUUUACUUUGACUUUCACAAUCAAUCAAAAUAUAUGUGGUGUGUAUGGGUGUUAUUUCCUGGUAAUUUACUGUUUUUCUUUUCCCUCACUGUAUUUCCUUUUUAGUCUGACACUGCUCCAACACGGCACUUUUCAUUCUUACUAUACAACUCCCCCAUCCUUGACUGCCACUUCUCAAUAAACAAUGUGAAUUUAUUUCUCUUCUCCUUCCCUCUGUUUCUGCUGACAGUCUUUGACCUCCUCUCCUCUCUUUCUAGUCUGUGAAUGCAAUUUUCAGGAAAUUUUUGAGAUUUUUUUUCCCAUCAAAAUGUGCACAACUCAGUGUCACACAAAUGUUGAAAGAGUGCAGCAGGCAGCGAUGGAGGGAGGCAC
Xiphias gladius (swordfish) is the source of this 2660-nucleotide messenger RNA. It is a transcript of the gene parvg, whose product is annotated as parvin, gamma. Gene Ontology annotation, cellular component: focal adhesion; actin cytoskeleton; cytoplasm. The record is from RefSeq and is a predicted model, not a curated record. The transcript has 13 exons. NCBI's taxonomy places the organism in Eukaryota, Metazoa, Chordata, Actinopteri, Istiophoriformes, Xiphiidae. Gene Ontology annotation, molecular function: actin binding. Bases 299 to 1261 code for a protein of 320 amino acids. Gene Ontology annotation, biological process: establishment or maintenance of cell polarity; cell projection assembly; substrate adhesion-dependent cell spreading.